CCAGGUCAUGGAAGACUCAUGCAGCAGACAGCCAGCUGAAGGACAUGGAGUUAAGUUUUCCUAACAAAGUGCUGGAUCUGAUGGAGGUUCUGCCAAACAUGGACGUCAGUGACAUGUUUGAGAGUGACGACUACAACCACACCUCUCGCUUCCACAUGGCUACCGGCUGGUGUAAUAACCUCAACUUCCCCUCCUUUGGUAAAGUGCAGUUCACACGAGCAAUGUUUCCCCAAGUUCUGGGAUUCUUUGUUUCCCUUUCCAAGGAAAAUGUUUCCCUCCUUGCUGGAUCUCCGUUCACACGGUUUGAGAAUUUGCUGCUGAGAGCGGCAGUGCACUUAGCGGCCGGUAUCGAACUUACCAUUGUUUACCAACACAUGGCCAUGGUGAGUCACACAGAACACUUCAGAAAUCAAGGAAUGAGAGGCCUCACUCAGCAGCAGUGUGGCUACCUACUGUUAGCUAUCUAUCUCUUGAGGGAGCGGGAUGAACCACCCCGUGUCUGGACGCGCCCCUGGCUGUCAAGAAGGCUUCAGGAGAGUGUCUACUUCAGGCUGGUGAGGGAGCUCAGUUUGGAGGACCCAGAUUUACUUCGGGAGUGGAUUCGCCUAGACCGCACCCAAUAUCAGCAUGUGCUACGACUCGUGACGUCUCUCAUUGAAAAACAGGGCACCAACAUGAGGCAGCCUGUCAGUGCUGGGGAGCGUUUGAUGCUCACUUUAAAAGAUACCUUGUAACAGGUGAGAUGCAGAAAUCCCUGGCUUACCAGUUUCGAGUAACUUGCAACCUGGUCUGCAGGAUCAUCCCAGAGGUGUGUCAGGCAGUUUACCAUGUUUUAAAACCAACAUACCUGAAGAUGCCCAGCACCACAGAAGAAUGGCAGCAAAUUGCUAGCAAUUAUUACUCGCAAUGGUAGUUCCCAAUGUACUUAGGGGCCCUGGAUGGUAAAAGAAUACUUAUUCAAAAACCAUCUAAUACAGGGUCUCAGUUCUGUUAUUACAAAGGUCAUUUCAGUAUGAUACUUUUAGCUCUGGUGGAUGCUGACUAGAAAUUUAUUUAUGUAGAUAUUGGAGCUUGUGGCAGGGCAAGUGAUGGAGGAGUUUGGGACAGGUGUUCUCUGAUAAGGGCUAUAGAAAUGGAAGACAAUGUUCUUAUUAUACCCCCGAGUAACACCUUUCCCUUUUCUGACAAAAAAUGUCCUUGUGUUCUGGUAGGAGAUGAAACUUUUCCUCUUAAAUCUAACUUAAUGAAACCUUAUCCAGGAAGACAGUUAACUGAUGAAAAUAAAAUAUUCAAUUAUCGCCUUUCACGAGUUAUGGCUUCACAUUUUCUAGUAUUUAUAUCACCCAUCAGAGUAUCUCCUACUACAACUAAGGACAUUUCACUUGCUGCUGUCACAUCGCAUAACUACCUAAGAGUUAGCUCCAAGCAGUCUUAUGUGCCACCAGACAUGGUAGACAGGGAGGAUGUGCAUAAUCUUAACUUCCAUCAAGGUCAGUGGCAUCAGCAUCCUCCUGAGGCACUUGAAAGGCUGCCAUUGCUAGCCAGAGGCCAUACACGGGAAGCCGUGUCUCGUCUCGUCUCCUCUCUCUUGUCUCGUCUCGUCUCUUCUCUCAUCUCGUUUCGUCUCCUUUCUCUCGUCUCGUCUCCUCUCUCUCGUCACGUUUUGUCUCCUCUCG
Messenger RNA from Portunus trituberculatus (swimming crab), 1676 nucleotides. RefSeq lists its product as uncharacterized. The coding region runs from base 45 to 734 and encodes 229 amino acids. The transcript is spliced from 2 exons. NCBI's taxonomy places the organism in Eukaryota, Metazoa, Arthropoda, Malacostraca, Decapoda, Portunidae. The record is from RefSeq and is a predicted model, not a curated record.